Messenger RNA from Entamoeba histolytica HM-1:IMSS, 777 nucleotides. RefSeq lists its product as uncharacterized. NCBI's taxonomy places the organism in Eukaryota, Evosea, Mastigamoebida, Endamoebidae. The transcript has a single exon. The coding region runs from base 1 to 777 and encodes 258 amino acids. The record is from RefSeq and is a predicted model, not a curated record.
AUGGGUAAAAUCAAAAAACGUUGUGUAUUAGAACAAUUUUAUAUGAUGACUGUUGCUAUGUAUUUAUAUGAUUUUGAUUCAUUAAAGUUAUUCUGUUGUGUUAAUAAAAAAUGUGAAGGAGCUACAAGUAAUUUAAAAAUUAAUCCUAAUUUUCAAGACUCAUUAUACUAUAGAAGCAAAUGUACUUUAAAACAAAGAACUAAAUUAUUUGAAAAAGAGCUUAAAUUCUUUGACCAUAUUGAUACAUUAAGAGGAUCAUUUAGUAUGAUUUCAUCAUUUCCAUUAGAAAAAAUUAAAAAUUAUCCAUUAUUUGAUAUAUUUCAUGAAGGUUGUGGUAGUAAUGAUUUAUUUAAAGAAAUACAACCUAAAAUUACUUCAUUAGAAUUUAUUUUCAAUGGAAGGUUUGAAGGUACUGCUUAUAUGCCUUUAUUAAAAAAAUUAAAAGUUAUGUUUUUAAAUGAUACUAAUUCUUUAACUUCUUUACAUUUUCAUGUAAAUUCACUUACUUCUCUUCUUUCACAAAAAACCAUUGGUUCUCUUAACCAUUUUAUUAUUAUUUGUUUUAUGUUAGAUGAUUGUUUUCUUCCUUUGUUACAAACUGUUCAAUCUGUACAUCAAUCUUGUCAAAUAGCAAUUUGUGUUAAAGGAUCAGUUUCUAUCUCAGUAGCAAAAAAAUUCACUCCUUUUGCUACAAUUAUUCAAACUUCAAAAGAAGCUAUGUUUUAUGGAGAAUUAGAUAAAGAAUUACGUGUUGUUGCUCUUCAAGAAAUUCAUUAA